CAGGAUGGAGAAAAUUCGAGCUACUUCAAGCUGCUCAUUAGACAGCACUAUAAUCGAUUAUUGUUCCGGGUUAGAUUAAACAUUAUGUAGCCUGACAGCAACGUUCAUAAAAUCUCCUGGCCAAAUUUAGGCGCAUUCUUUAGCCACAUUUAGUAUUAAAUUAAAAACAGCCCAGGCUCUAAUUUCUUUUUACGAAAAAAUGAUUUGUCUACACCUGAGUAGUAAUUUAAGAUAACAAAGUAACUGAUGGAUCUCUACUGAUGUUUGACGACGCAGAUCUUGUCGAAAUCGGAAUCACAGCCAAAGGUCCACGGAAGAUAAUACUUGCCUCAAUCGAAAAGAUACGCACCACUUGUGAUUCGCAGCUUGCUUCAAUGGAAAUCGAAAAAACUCCUGAAGAGCUGCUAAGAGAUGUUCUAAUACAAGACCCGAAAUUUCGUUGCUUUGUUUACGACGAACUGGAUCGCAACAUAGUACCCUGCGAAAAAAAUUUGCGUUUGAUGGUCCGGAUUUUAUGUCAACGGUUUGAGAAAAUAAUUUACGACAAAAAAGGAUAUCCAUCUUCGAAUGAGCAGUGGAUAUUGGCCAAACAGAUUAUCAGAGCAUUUCCGCAACUAGCAAACACACGGACUAGCGAGAAUGCUCCAGAUGAGUCUGCUUUUUUCUGGUGGCACAGUGGCAAAUCUACGGGUCAGCAUAGCGGCUAUAUCUUCCACAGAGUGCGUAACAUAAUCAAAGGAUUGCCGAAGGAAAUGAAAAAGUAUAAACGACCGGAUAUUACCAACAAAGCACAAAAUUCUGUUCCUACCGCGCUUGUACAACGAGCUACUGAUUUGGCAGAGCUUUAUCCGGAUUCUCAAAACAACGCCGAAAUAACUCGAGGAAUGGAAGAAUGUUUUCCUCUUCACCAACUUUUGUUGAAAGAGCAAAAGUCGGUGAAAGAUAUGCUAUCUACACUGCCACAUUUGGCUUCAUAUAAUGGCACUAUGAUACAUGACGCGUUUUACCGAUUGAAUCCCACAGCUCCGAAGCAACUAGAGUUGGCAUCCAUUUUGGGAAGAGGGCUUUUGUUGACACCAGGGAUUUUUAAAGAAGUUGAAGAUGUGCACGUUAGAGGAGCUUUACGGAUUUAUGCAAAGCUACAUCGAAAAGGUGUGAAACAUUCGGAGUCAGAAAUAAAUAAUCCUAUGAGCGCUGAAGUUAUAUUCGCUGCGCCACUGGUGAAAUGGACACAGGAUAUCAACGAGCACAUCAAAGAAGCUUAUGACGAUCCGCAUAUCGCCUGUGUGGCGGACACGUUCAAAACAGGCUUGUACCAUAUUGUAUUUCAGGACGUUAUUCUUUGGACGAACGAUUCAUUUGUCAAUUCGCUUGAUGUAUUUUGGAAAUGUUUCCAUGUAUUCGGACGAAAAGUGCCCAACAAUCUGCAAAAGUAUCAAGACGUUUUCUCUGUUCUGUUAUAUAACACUCUUCAGAACAGCUCCCGGAAGUGCGUUAACGAAGUUUGUGCAAACUUAAAGGAGGCCAUUGCAGCCGAGAAAAUGUAACACCAUUGCUUGUUUAUUACACUAUUUACCAUUGCUUGUUUAUUACUACCAUUUGCGUCAAUAGAUUGACACGUUGUGAAACGAUAUGUAUCACUAAUGAAUGCGCUAAUUCGAUUUGAUUAAAUAUUAUUUUGAAAUAAACAAA
Armigeres subalbatus is the source of this 1692-nucleotide messenger RNA. RefSeq lists its product as uncharacterized. Bases 261 to 1547 code for a protein of 428 amino acids. The transcript has 8 exons. NCBI's taxonomy places the organism in Eukaryota, Metazoa, Arthropoda, Insecta, Diptera, Culicidae. The record is from RefSeq and is a predicted model, not a curated record.